This is a messenger RNA of Tilletiaria anomala UBC 951, 566 nucleotides long. Its product is annotated as phosphotyrosine protein phosphatases I. The transcript has 4 exons. Gene Ontology annotation, biological process: protein dephosphorylation. Bases 103 to 453 code for a protein of 116 amino acids. The record is from RefSeq and is a predicted model, not a curated record. Gene Ontology annotation, molecular function: protein tyrosine phosphatase activity. NCBI's taxonomy places the organism in Eukaryota, Fungi, Basidiomycota, Exobasidiomycetes, Georgefischeriales, Tilletiariaceae.
GCACGGCCGAUCCAGCGCUGCUCUAGAUCUGGGCACCCGAUCUACACGACAUACGACCCGCCUUAGAGUGUCCUUUUAGCUUCUCCGCGCACCUUACCCAUUAUGGCGCCGGUCUCCGUGCUCUUUGCCUGCACGGGCAACAUCUGCCGGUCCCCCAUGGCUGAGGCGGUCUUCGCAGAUUUGGUUAAGCGUAACGGACUCGAAUCAAGUUUCGGAAAGAUAGAUAGCUGUGGGACCAUCGGGUAUCAUGUGGGCGAAGAGGCCGACGAGCGGACCCUGGCAGUAUGUAAUCGAAAGGGGAUACCCUGCGUCUCUCGAGCGAGACGCUUGAAAGAACGUGACUUUGAAGAAUUCGAUUACAUCUUUGGCAUGGAUUCGGGACAUGUCAACCAUCUCAAGGCGCGCAAGCCACGCAAUAGCAAGGCAAAGAUUAUGCUCUUUGGUGACGUGUAAGGAUGGGGAAUCAAAGCAUACCCCUGAUCGAGCCGAAUGACAUCUUGACCCCUCCUGCCUUUCAUAACUCGGCAGAGACGAUGGGCGAGAUAUCGACGACCCUUACUAUGUAG